Danio aesculapii is the source of this 1137-nucleotide messenger RNA. Its product is annotated as serine/threonine-protein kinase pim-2. Gene Ontology annotation, cellular component: cytoplasm. Lineage: Eukaryota; Metazoa; Chordata; Actinopteri; Cypriniformes; Danionidae. Gene Ontology annotation, biological process: protein autophosphorylation; negative regulation of apoptotic process; regulation of mitotic cell cycle. The coding region runs from base 1 to 1137 and encodes 378 amino acids. Gene Ontology annotation, molecular function: protein serine/threonine kinase activity; ATP binding. The record is from RefSeq and is a predicted model, not a curated record. The transcript is spliced from 7 exons.
AUGUCAGAUUGGAGCAUUGAUGUGAUCAAAACUCCAAUAUGCACCACAUCAGAUUGGAGUACAGAUGCCACCCAGACUCCGGUACACAAAGUGUCAGACUGGAGUUUAGAUGUCACCCAGCCUGCAUUUCACUUGCCCACUUCCGAUUGUUGUAUCGAUACCACUCAGAUUUCAGUCCUUGAUGCCUCUGAGUGGAGUGCCAAUUUCCCUCAGACUUCACAACACACAACGUCAGACUGGAGCAUCAAUAAUGGUGAAACUCCAGCCUGCACACAGGCCUCUGUUUCAAGACAAAUAGAGAAUAAUAGAAAGAUGACAACUCAGGUCAUCAAUUCUUGCCACUAUCUGAUCGGUGACAUGCUGGGUGAAGGAUACUUCGGAACUGUGUACAAGGGGCGACGUCUACAUGAUGACUUUAAGGUGGCAGUGAAAUUUGUCACAAAGACAGAAGAUGUGGAAUACAUAAGUAUUUCGGGUCAUUCAGAGCCCCUUCCUCUUGAAGUUGCACUUCUCAUCCUCGCCAAUGGAGAAUCCACUGUUCCAGAAAUAAUCCAGCUUCUGGACUGGCAGGACCAGGAGGAUCAUUAUAUAAUGGUGCUGGAAUACCCUUCACCCUGUGAGGACCUAUUUGGUUUCACAGAAAGCUAUGGAGGAUCCAUUGAUGAAGGUUUAGCGCGUGUUGUUAUGCAGCAGGCAACUCAAGCUGCAUACAUGUGCUGCCGCCAUGGUGUUCUACACCGCGAUAUCAAACUUGAAAAUCUACUGAUCAAUAAGAAGACUCAUAAAGUCAAGUUGAUAGAUUUUGGGUGUGGCGACCUUCUCAAGAAAUCACCAUACAAGACAUUUACCGGUACCGAUGAGUACUGCCCCCCAGAGUUUGAGGAAACGGGUGAGUACAACGGGAAGCCGGCAACAGUCUGGUCCCUUGGCAUCCUCUUGUUCGCAUUGGUGUGUGGAGACUUUCCCAACACUCACGACCUGCACAUGAUCAAUGAGAACAACUACUCCAAAGCUGGCUUGUCCGAUGAAUGCUGUCGGUUGAUUAGUUGCUGUCUCCAGCGAAAGCCAGAGCAGCGGAUUCAACUAAAUGAGAUUCUUCUCCACGAAUGGUUCAAGGACACUGACGUGGAGAACUGA